Molecule: messenger RNA, 1290 nt
Organism: Antechinus flavipes (yellow-footed antechinus)
Lineage: Eukaryota; Metazoa; Chordata; Mammalia; Dasyuromorphia; Dasyuridae
Product: transcription initiation factor TFIID subunit 1-like
Exons: 3
Coding region: 1-771 (256 amino acids)
Biological process (GO): RNA polymerase II preinitiation complex assembly; transcription by RNA polymerase II
Cellular component (GO): transcription factor TFIID complex
Molecular function (GO): RNA polymerase II general transcription initiation factor activity; TBP-class protein binding; histone acetyltransferase activity
Source: RefSeq, a predicted model, not a curated record
AUGGAGAAAGAAGACAUGGAUCUACUCUCCAAGGACAGCAAUUCCUCUUCCUCAGAGGACUCGCCUGUGGAUUCCAGCAGCUCUGAGGAAGAUAAUGGACAUAAGGAGGACGGACAGGAUCAGGGUGCUCUCUGGGGAGGCACCAGCCAGCCUUUGGUGACAGAGCUCUGGCCACAGUUUAAGCCUGGGAAGACUCUUCGUUUUCUCCAACUUUUUGAGCCCCAGAAGAAACCAUCUAUGUGGGAGAAAGUCAGAAAGAGAAUGAAAAAGAAGAAAGAUCAGAGGAGACAAUGUCCCUCGGAACCUAACAAGGGGGGUCCCCAGCUGGGAAGACCACCAGAGCCGGAGGAGUGCCUGACAGAUGAUGAGAUAAAAAUGAUGGCUCCAGUGCCCCCACAGACUGCCUCUGAACCUGGCACAGAGUGCUCCCAGAACCCUCACACAGAGGAGGUGGCCCCUUGGCGCUAUGGCCCUGCCAAGCUUUGGUACGACAUGCUGGACAUCCCUCCCCAUGGGAGAGGUUUCGAUUAUGGAUUUAAACUGAAAGAAAAGUCACAAGAGGAGGAGGAGCAGGCAACCCAAACCAACAACCCCCUGCUGGAGGAUGAAAACUUCCUGAUGGUCACUCAGAAAUCCUGGGAAGAUGACAUUAUCUGGGAUAACAGAGAUUUCCAAGAGCCCUGCUCAAAUGACCAGAAAGCAGCUCUUGCAGGGUGGAUUCCCUCUGAAAAGAACAGAUUGCUCAAAACAGGUCAGAAAAAACUGGGAUAAUCAUAGAAAUGAGCCAGGGGGAGUUGAAAUGGGUUUGGAUUGUGGUUCUAGGGAUGGGGGUAUGUAUAAAAAUGGGGAAAAUCCUGACAUUGAGAUGGAGCUGGAGAUGAGAGUGGGGUAGGCAAGGGCAGAGCCAAGGUGUUGGAGAGGACACAUGUUUCUUUCUGACCUUUGCUCAUGACCCUCAGACUAAUGACCAAAUCCAGCCAAUGAAUUAGUUCUGGACUGGUAGAAUCCACGAACAUUAGGAGUGUAACAAACUACCACCAGAAGAUAAUUUUGAAGAUAGCCAGAAAAGGUCUGUUUCAAUCAAACACGGAGGCAGGAGGGCCAAGCUCAGGCAGGCCGAGCACAGACCCAGGCUCUGGGGGCUCUAUGUCAGAGAAUCUGCAGGGAGGAAUCUAUGGCAGCAGUGUUGGCUGCAAGUCAGUGGAUCAGCAGAGAAGUUCUAAAACACCUGACACAAACGCAGAGGGUAAAGACUCCCCCGAAAUGGGGAGUCUCACAGGACCUGGCCAC